UUUUGUAAUGCUUCUUGUUUUAAUAUUUUAAGCGCGUCCUUCACCUAAGUUUGUUUUUUUUAAAUUUAUUUAUUUUAUUAAACUGCAUAUGAGUCAUCCCACUACCCGCAUGCCCGGAAAGAAAGAAAGAAAACCAUGGCAACCGGUUCAUUCCCCUCUUUUCACCACCCUCGAAAGCAGGGGGGCGUUCAUAUGUUGUGUCAAUGGAAUUUUGAGGGUUUUUACACAUCCCAUAUUUUAAUUGCACCCCCCACAACCACGAUACCACGAUUCAUUUCAUAUCACAAUAACCCCCCACACCCACCGACGUCCCACCUGCACGCCCCCUCCCCCUAAACUACCCACUUUCACUUUCCCUUUUUCCACAUCAACAACUAAACCCGGCUCUUACCAUCACCGAACUUUCUACGUCUUUUUCCUCAUCACUCACUAUUUUCCACUCACUCCACAGCAAAGCCAUGAAACCGCACCCCCCUGAAAACCACACCCACCACUCACACCCACCCCCCACAAAACCCUCCACCCCCUCCCCCUCCCGCUCCUCCCCCCUCUCCCACCUGGGCACCCUAACAACGCUAUUUUCCUUGGUAACGCUGUACUCAUCGUUACUCACGCCGGAUUGGCUGACUUUGCAAGAGCCGAUCCUGGACCCCACGGAGGUCGAGAAGCUGGGGCCAUAUGAUGAUGACCCUAAGCCGCACCUCCUAAAAUCCAAGCUGGGCCUGUUCCGAACGUGUACGAGUUUCAAGCAGGAAACCUCCUGCGUGGGUCUGGAUUUCAAAAAAAUUCUGGACACGUGGGAACUGUUCGAAAAUUUCGGGGGCAAGAAUUACGGGGACUCGGAACUCGUUUUAGGCUGCGUCAACCGCGUGAGAUUAACGCUCCCGUUCAUCCUGAGCUCCGUGUUUUUCACGACUUUGGCGUUUUUCACGUUGAUUUUUGGAACGUUUUGUACGAAAAAUAGGAAAAUCAUCGAGGCGUCGCUGCUGAUUUUGGCGGGACUCUGCCAAGCGACGGCCCUCUUGACGUUCGUCUCCCAGAUCGGCUCAGAAUUUGAAUCCAAUAAUUUUUACCACACCCACUCGGACUCCUCCCCUUUGCACACCCCCCCUCAAAUCCUCCCCCCCAAACUCUCCUCCCACUACCGCUACAAGUAUGGUUACUCAUUUUACCUAUUUUUACUCUCUUUCUCCUUAUCCGAGCUCGCCGCGCUGUUCGACAUGGCCGCGUAUUUCCGGAAACAGCGCGCUUCUGCCGCGCCCCCGCUAACCCACGUGACUCAUGACGAAAACUACGGGAUGGACCGGCUCGGGCAAUGCGAAGUUUAUACAAAAAACCCGGACAUUUGCGAGAAUUUCCAUGGAGAUUAUAUAAUUCCACAAAAUGAGAGUUAUUUCAUAAAUCCGGAGGUUGUCAUAGUGCGGCAGGAACAGAGGGAUUUUUAUGGAACCACGGGGGGGAGGGGGAAGGGGGGGAAUAAAUUAAAUAGUUUAGAGUCUUUUGCUACCAUGGGGAGAGGGGGGAAUUUUAGAGGGGGUAAUAAUUCCGAGGGGAUGAAUAGAUUGUAAAACCAUGGUGAUGUUUGUUUAUUUUUGGGAUAAUAAAAAAAGUGUCUGUUUUU
Folsomia candida is the source of this 1621-nucleotide messenger RNA. RefSeq lists its product as uncharacterized. Bases 459 to 1568 code for a protein of 369 amino acids. Gene Ontology annotation, biological process: postsynaptic neurotransmitter receptor diffusion trapping; neurotransmitter receptor internalization; regulation of AMPA receptor activity. The record is from RefSeq and is a predicted model, not a curated record. NCBI's taxonomy places the organism in Eukaryota, Metazoa, Arthropoda, Collembola, Entomobryomorpha, Isotomidae. Gene Ontology annotation, molecular function: voltage-gated calcium channel activity; channel regulator activity. The transcript has 4 exons. Gene Ontology annotation, cellular component: AMPA glutamate receptor complex; postsynaptic density membrane.